This is a messenger RNA of Dujonia railenensis, 1662 nucleotides long. The record is from the annotation of a GenBank genome assembly. Lineage: Eukaryota; Fungi; Ascomycota; Pichiomycetes; Serinales; Debaryomycetaceae.
AUGGUAGUCAAGUCUAAGCAGAAGCUUGCACCUGAGAAGGAACGUUUCCUUCAGUGUUGCGGGGACAUUUCACUUGAGCUUGUAGCUUCCCUCAACAACUCCAAAGACAUCAACUUGAAUGGGUUGAUCAUUAGGUACGCUAAGAAGUAUAAGUUGAAGCAGCAACCUAGACUUACAGAUAUCAUAUCGUCUAUCCCUGACCAGUACAAGAAGUACCUUAUCCCCAAAUUAAAAGCCAAACCAGUCAGAACUGCUUCAGGUAUCGCCGUUGUGGCGGUGAUGUGUAAGCCUCAUAGAUGUCCCCAUAUUGCCUACACAGGAAACAUUUGUGUAUACUGUCCUGGUGGACCAGAUUCUGAUUUUGAGUACUCUACUCAGUCAUAUACAGGGUAUGAACCUACUUCUAUGAGAGCCAUUAGAGCUCGUUACGAUCCUUAUGAACAAGCCAGAGGUAGAAUUGAACAGCUAAGACAAUUGGGGCACUCCAUCGAUAAGGUGGAAUACAUCAUCAUGGGAGGUACGUUCAUGUCCUUACCCAUUGACUAUAGAGAAUCGUUCAUAACGGAGUUGCAUAAUGCUCUAACUGGGUUUAAUGGUAAGGAUAUCGACGAAGCCAUCAAAUUUUCACAGCAGUCGCAGACCAAGUGUGUAGGUAUUACUAUUGAAACCAGACCUGACUAUUGUACGGAAACCCAUUUGAGUGAUAUGUUGAAGUACGGGUGCACGAGAUUGGAAGUUGGGGUACAGUCAGUGUACGAAGAUGUAGCCAGAGACACCAACAGAGGACACACAGUGAAGGCAGUAUGCGAAACUUUCGCUGUUGCUAAGGAUGCUGGUUACAAGGUUGUCAGUCAUAUGAUGCCUGAUUUGCCUAACGUUGGGAUGGAAAGAGACUUGGAGCAAUUCAAGGAAUAUUUCGAAAAUCCCGAUUUUAGAACUGAUGGGUUGAAGCUUUACCCAACGUUGGUCAUCAGAGGGACAGGGUUAUACGAGUUGUGGAAACAAGGGUUAUACAAGUCUUACAAUGCCAAUGCAUUGGUGGAUUUGGUGGCCAGAAUAAUGGCCCUUGUGCCCCCUUGGACAAGAAUUUAUAGAGUCCAAAGAGAUAUUCCCAUGCCGCUUGUUACCAGUGGUGUUGAAAAUGGUAACUUGAGAGAGUUGGCUCUUGCCAGAAUGAAAGAUUUCGGAACCUCCUGUAGAGAUGUUCGUACUAGAGAAGUAGGGAUUCAAGAGGUUCACCAUAAGGUUGUCCCCGACCAAGUAGAAUUGAUCAGAAGAGACUACUAUGCCAACGGUGGUUGGGAAACCUUUUUAUCAUACGAAGAUCCUAAACAAGAUAUCUUGAUUGGAUUGUUAAGAUUGAGAAAGGCGUCAAAGAAGUACACAUACAGAAAGGAAUUCACCCAGCAGCCCACAUCGAUUGUGAGAGAAUUGCACGUUUAUGGUUCCGUUGUUCCUCUUCACUCUCGUGAUCCAAGAAAGUUCCAACAUCAAGGGUUUGGUACGUUAUUGAUGGAAGAAGCUGCAAGAAUUGCCAAAGAGGAGCACGGAUCUGAAAAGAUAAGUGUUAUUUCUGGUGUUGGUGUAAGGAACUAUUAUGCUAAAUUAGGUUACGAAUUGGAUGGACCAUUCAUGUCGAAGUGGUUGAACGAAGACGAGUAG